GAACAGUCCGCUGGCCAACGGCAUCGGCUUCGUUGAUGUUGACAAGGAGACAUGCCAGCACACGCAGUUCUCCAACGUCUUCUCCCUGGGUGACUGCUCCUCCCUUCCCACGUCGAAGACUUACAGCGCGAUUUCCGCACAAGCACCCGUGGUUGUGCACAACGUCUUGGCCAUGUUGGACAGCAAGCCGCAAAACGCGACAGCGGCUUAUGAUGGGUAUACAGCCUGCCCUGUGCUGGUUGGCGGAAACAAGCUGAUGCUAGCGGAGUUCAAUGGAUACACUAUG
Messenger RNA from Symbiodinium necroappetens, 286 nucleotides. Lineage: Eukaryota; Dinophyceae; Suessiales; Symbiodiniaceae. The record is from the annotation of a GenBank genome assembly.